GCCGCCGCCGUCCGCCGUCACGGGCCGAGCUCGCUCGGAAUGCGCUGACCAGAGCCGAUAUUGAGGUGGUGCCGUGCCACCAUGACCGCCUCCUCGGCCGGCUGUCGCGCCAGCCUGCUCUGGAUCGCUCUGAUGGCCACACUGCCACCAGGGUCGAUUCAGGGGAAGAACGAGCGACAGAUCCUGGAUAAGGUGAUGAAGGACUACAACACCUUGGAGCGUCCGGUGGCCAACGAGUCGCACCCCAUUGUCGUCAAGUUCGGCCUCACGCUCCAGCAGAUCUUGGAUGUGGAUGAAAAGAACCAGCUUCUAAUAAGUAACACUUGGUUAAAUCUGGAAUGGGACGACUACAACCUCCAAUGGGACCCGGAGGAAUUUGGAGGAGUCAACAAUCUGCACAUCCAUCCCAAAUAUUUGUGGAAGCCGGACGUCCUCAUGUACAACAGUGCCGAUGACAAAUUCGACGGCACGUACCCCACAAACGUGGUGGUGCAGCACAACGGCAGCUGUCUGUACGUGCCGCCGGGCAUCUUCAAGUCCACCUGUAAGAUCGACAUCACCUGGUUCCCGUUCGACGAGCAGAAGUGUACCAUGAAGUUCGGCUCGUGGACCUACGAUGGGUGGCAG
Molecule: messenger RNA, 627 nt
Organism: Amphibalanus amphitrite
Lineage: Eukaryota; Metazoa; Arthropoda; Thecostraca; Balanomorpha; Balanidae
Product: neuronal acetylcholine receptor subunit alpha-7-like
Exons: 5
Biological process (GO): nervous system process; monoatomic ion transmembrane transport; signal transduction
Cellular component (GO): postsynaptic membrane; synapse; neuron projection
Molecular function (GO): acetylcholine-gated monoatomic cation-selective channel activity; transmembrane signaling receptor activity
Source: RefSeq, a predicted model, not a curated record